Messenger RNA from Chenopodium quinoa (quinoa), 1014 nucleotides. RefSeq lists its product as uncharacterized. The record is from RefSeq and is a predicted model, not a curated record. Bases 109 to 582 code for a protein of 157 amino acids. The transcript is spliced from 3 exons. Lineage: Eukaryota; Viridiplantae; Streptophyta; Magnoliopsida; Caryophyllales; Amaranthaceae.
AGCAAAAUGGUAUGAAAGGAGAUAAUCGUAGAAAUCCCUUUCAAAUAGUACAAUCAAAAUAUUACUCCUACGACUCUUGUGUCGUAAGCUUAGAAACAAGAAGCUAACAUGGCAGACGAUAAGCCAGAGACUCUGAUAUGCACCAUUGUAGCAGUAGACACCACCAACGACUUCUCUUACUUGGUUUGUUCAGUCUGCGAAAAGCCCCUUCACAACCCCAUUUCACCCUGCAAUUUCUGCAAUCGUAACGCCUUCAAUUCCUCUUCUUUUCCUUCCAAACGCCUCUUUCGCCUUCUUAUGUCAAUAGCAUCAGAUACAAAGGUAUUUAGGGUGAUAUGCUUUGAUAGGGCUGCUAAAGUUUUGCUUGGUUGUUCUGCUGGUGAAUUUUUCGAUUUCGCCAAGCUUCAUCCUUUUGCAGCUGCAAAUGCUGGAAGGAUUCUUGAAGGUGAAAUGUGUCGGAUGACAUUGGCGAAACCAAAGAAUGGUAAUGCUCAACAUCUGCGCGUUGCAUCAGUUGUUCCUUUGAGCUCUGGCUUUCAGCCAGUAAUUCAGUCUUUGAAAGAACACUAUGGAGUGCACUAGUUCUUGAUUUCUCUACGUGGUAUAUUGGAGCUUAGUUACUGACUUACAGAUGUAUUGAAAGUCUUCUUGUUAGCAAUGGAUAGUUGUGGGAAUUUGAGUGCAUUUAAGGCUUAUUACUGUCCUUGAGACUCAGAGAGUUUUAACAGAUAGGGUUAUCCUGUUACAUAAUAAAACAGACGAUGCUGGUCUCUGCAAGUUUUCUACAGCUUUUCUUAUCCAAACUUGUUCGCGGUUGAACUUUAGUUGUACCAAUUUAGUGAUGAACUUGUUAUUGUAGAGAGUUGAUGAUCGACAGUAGCAACGGCCUACAGAUACAUAUGUGUGGUUUGUGGUUAGAAGCCACUUUUGUAUUACUGUGAUUUGCUAAGUGAAAUGAAUUUGUGUAUUUUGAACACUAGUACGUGAAUGGAUUGCUUAAACCAGUUUGGGUUU